AUGACGGUGCUCCUGCCUUCUUUUAUCGCUGAUGGCAAUUGGUUCCUGCUGGCUCUACUACUCCCCAUGGCUGCUCUUGUUGUGUUACUGCAUCCUCGUUGGCGUGUGUAUUUCGGAGACAUUUCCAAACGCAGCAGAAAGCGAUGGUACUUGUUAUUGGGACUGCUAAUUUUUAGCUCAAUAUUAGCCGUCCUCGGUGUAUUAUUAGAGAUUUAUCACUCACGGGGGUGUCCUAAUAGCGCGAUAUUUCACUACGAGAUUGAGAAUUUGGCACGUUUUGUGUACGAAUUAUGUGGUCGCCAAAAUGUACCCUAUUGGGUCGCAUUUGGUAAUUUGUUAUUUGUGAUGCGAGGCCAACGUCGUAUUCCUGUAGGGGACACAGAUUCGGAUAUUGGUAUACUCAAGACGGACUUUAUUAGUCAAUUUGGCAGUUUUGCUAAUUUUUCGAAAAUUGUCAAAAAAGAAGCAUAUUUGGAGCUCCAGAGACCGGUAUUUGUGCUCUACCAUAGGGAACGAGAAUUGAUACAAUUGUACUUGGAUAAAGAGACCAAAGGUUCUCAUGCUGAUAUUUGGCUCUAUCGACAAGAAGUGGAUGAAAAAACCGGUAUCAAGUGGCUUGUGAAUGAUGAUCGGACUAUUAGAAGCAAAUGGUUAUUGUACGACCAAAUUUUGCCACUUUAUGAGAAACCAGCAUUUUUUUUGAAUGUGCCUGUGACGAUACCACGUAAUCCUAGUUACUUGGCUAAUGCUGAGUAUGGACGCAAUUACAUGACACCAAUUACAAUGAGGAUGGAAUGCAUUGAAAACAUAGUCAAUGGGUACACUUUUUACAAGACGUCGUUAGUGACGAAACUUCGCUAUGCCACUAUUUUUAUUGCACUUGUUGCAGGUGUGACUGUACUGGCUGCGAAUUGUAUCUCGCCAUUGAAACGAGCAUUGCGAAUGAAAACGGGAGCAAAAGCUGACGCUCUGGAAGCAACAGAGAGAGGAUCGGACAAGUAUUAUGUCUAA
Molecule: messenger RNA, 1011 nt
Organism: Peronospora farinosa
Lineage: Eukaryota; Oomycota; Peronosporomycetes; Peronosporales; Peronosporaceae
Source: the annotation of a GenBank genome assembly